Messenger RNA from Paramecium tetraurelia, 755 nucleotides. RefSeq lists its product as uncharacterized. The transcript is spliced from 4 exons. NCBI's taxonomy places the organism in Eukaryota, Ciliophora, Oligohymenophorea, Peniculida, Parameciidae. The record is from RefSeq and is a predicted model, not a curated record.
AUGAGUGAAGAGGAAUAAUAAUUAUAAUCUGGAAGCGGAAUAAAAUUAGAAGCAGCUAUAAAACAUAGAAGAAAGAAGGAGGAGAUAGAGAAGGAUUUCAUAUGCGGAGAUCCAAAUUGUGGCAGAAAGUAUGGGACAAAUGCUGCUUUGUAUACUCACAUAAAAAAUAAACAUAAUGGAGUUCCACCUACUGGAACUGUUAAGCCAUCAACUUCAAAAAAGACAAAGGAAUAAACUCCUAUGAUGGACCAAAUGGAUGAUGAAUUAAGCAAAUCAGUAGCUACAAUGAAUGACCCUGAUUUUAUGAAGUUCACAAUAAUGAUUAGCAAUUUGGGUCAUUUCAAUGACAAGAACAUUAUCGUUAGAGAUGCGCAAGAGCCUUGUUUUUAAUUGGAGGAAGAAAAGUUAUUGGAUAUAUACGAAAAAAUUUUGAAAGGAAGUAGAUUGAUUUCGGAAACUAAAGGGAAUUCUGUUUUUACUAAAAAAGCAGAGAUGUAUUUGAAAUUUUCUUCUCCUAUUUGGAAAAAGCAUAUAAUAAAUGAAUUAUAUACUAUUUUGAUAUAUGCUUAUAUUUUUAAAGGAGAAAAUUUUGAUACUAUUGAAAAAGAUAUUUCUAGUAACUUGACUAGUUAUAAAUUGUUUUCGGAACUUAUUAAGUAAGACAAGGUGGAUUAAUUUAGAGAAGUUUACACUACAAUCUGGAAUUUCAUCGUUUGAAUAAAAUUGUAUAAAUAUAAAAAUUAUUACAAAAUAUC